AUAAAACAUUAAAGUUAUUUAUAUUAAACAUGGAGGUAGAAUUUAGUAAGGAGAACUUUCUGCUGCCAGAAACUAAAUAUGAGUAUUUAGAUCACACCGCCGAUGUACAAUUACAUGGCUGGGGCAGCAGUCUUCAGGAGGCGUUCGAGCAAUGUGGCGUGGCCAUGUUUGGGUACAUGACAGAACUGGAAUACGUAUCGGUGGAAUCAUGCUUUGAGAUCGAGGCCAAGGGAGAUGACAUUGAGGGCUUGCUGUUUCACUUUCUGGAUGAGUUGCUUUAUUUGUUCUCCGUUGAACCGUUCUUGGUGUGCAAGAAACUGGAAAUCACCAAAUUUGAUUUGGACAACUUUGAAAUUGUAUGCCGCUGCUACGGAGAACCUUUUGAGCUGGGAAAACAUCCACAAGGGACAGAAGUGAAAGCCAUCACUUACUCGGCAAUGCAAGUAGUGCAGGACAAGGAGCGCAACCACUACGAAGUGUUUGUUAUAAUUGAUAUUUGAUAACAAAGGCGACAAUCGAGCUGGCGAGACGUCUCAUUCUUUUUAAGGUAUUAAAUUUGUUUGACAUUGUUGUUGUACUUAACUGAGCGUUAUUUGCAUUCACCCCUGUACACAUUAAUCAUAAGCGAAAUGCCCAAAAAAAAUGCAAUCACAAUAAGACGCUGACUAUUUUUUU
Drosophila busckii is the source of this 675-nucleotide messenger RNA. It is a transcript of the gene Archease, whose product is annotated as protein archease-like. The record is from RefSeq and is a predicted model, not a curated record. The transcript has 3 exons. NCBI's taxonomy places the organism in Eukaryota, Metazoa, Arthropoda, Insecta, Diptera, Drosophilidae. Gene Ontology annotation, cellular component: tRNA-splicing ligase complex. Gene Ontology annotation, biological process: tRNA splicing, via endonucleolytic cleavage and ligation. Bases 30 to 500 code for a protein of 156 amino acids.